Messenger RNA from Ziziphus jujuba (common jujube), 1296 nucleotides. RefSeq names its product probable aspartic proteinase GIP2. The record is from RefSeq and is a predicted model, not a curated record. The coding region runs from base 1 to 1296 and encodes 431 amino acids. Lineage: Eukaryota; Viridiplantae; Streptophyta; Magnoliopsida; Rosales; Rhamnaceae. Gene Ontology annotation, molecular function: aspartic-type endopeptidase activity. Gene Ontology annotation, biological process: proteolysis. The transcript has a single exon.
AUGGGUUACCGUAGCCACUUCAAUUUCCUCUUCCUCUCUUUUCUUCUUAUCAUCUCUACCUCCAUAGCCAAGAAAUCUUCUGCUUCUUCUUCUUCCCAUCCACAUGUCAAAACCCUGGUUUUUCCUGUAACCAAGGUCCAUUCCGAUUUCGGACCAGACCAAUACGUUACAGAGAUAAAAAAGAAGACUCCUAAGCUCCCCAUUAAAGUCUCCAUAGAUAUUAGCCAUGACAUCCCUUUUCUGUAUUGUGAGCGAUCCUAUCUCCGUUACACCUAUAAGCCUAUAAACUGCAGCUCUCCUCUUUGCUCUUUUGCCAACUACCCUCUCAACCCUUGUUACAGCGAUAACACUUGCGCUUCCUACACCUACAACAAUAUUUGCGAUAGAUAUGCCAGUGGUCAGUUAAUCCAAGACAUCGUCACCGUCAAAUCCAUCGAUGGCCGCUCUGUUUCUGUGCCUAACUUCAUCUUCACUUGCUCCAUCGAAACCUUUUCGUUUCUUGGCCUUCCUAAUGGUGUCAAAGGUGUUGCUGGUUUUGGAGUGAGCAAUAUUUCAUUCACUUACGAAUUCGCUGCUGCUUUUGGCCUCAAAAGGAAGUUUGCCAUUUGCUUGAGCCCCUUUGAAAGAUCGAAUGGUUCCAUCUUUAUUGGGGAUGGACCUUAUGUUUUGCAACCUGGAAACAUUGAUGUUUCCAAGUCUCUUACCUAUACACCUCUCAUCACUAACUACUAUUAUAGGGACUUCUACCUCUUGUUGAAGGCUAUCAAGAUCAACGGCAAACUUGUUCCUUCUGAUAAAUGGAAACACAUGCUAGCCUUCAACUACGAUAAGAGUGGCUAUAAUGGUGGAGCAAGGAUUGGUACCGUCUAUCCCUACACAGCCAUGGAGAGCGAGAUACUUUCUUCUGUGGUUGAUGAAUUUGUGAAAGCACUGGGGAAGAACAUCACAAGAGUAGCCAAUGUGACUCCAUUCGAUGUUUGCUUUAACUCGAACGGCAUUGCUAGGACACACCUUGGCCCGGCUGUGCCUACCAUUGAACUUGUCUUUAACAACAAUGCUGUUUGGAAGAUAUAUGGUGCUAACUCCAUGGUUCAAGUUUCCAGGGAUGUCAUGUGUCUUGCACUCGUAAGUAAAAAGGAAGGUUUCUGGACGAAAGGUGCCAUUGAAAUUGGAGGUUAUCAAUUAGAAGACAAUCUUGUUCAGUUUGAUCUAGAUAAUAACAGGGUUGGAUUCAGCUCUUCUUUGCUCUCCAAACAAACUUCUUGCUCCAACUUCAAGUAUACAAAUCAUGCUUAA